Pteropus alecto (black flying fox) is the source of this 2075-nucleotide messenger RNA. RefSeq names its product protein phosphatase 1 regulatory subunit 42 (gene PPP1R42). Gene Ontology annotation, molecular function: protein binding. Bases 762 to 1841 code for a protein of 359 amino acids. Lineage: Eukaryota; Metazoa; Chordata; Mammalia; Chiroptera; Pteropodidae. The transcript is spliced from 9 exons. The record is from RefSeq and is a predicted model, not a curated record.
CUAAUUCCAAGCUGAGUCUUUUAAACUUAAAAGGGAAACUAAGAAUUAAGGAGGAAAGAAAGUGUAUCCUAUUGCUAUCCUGAGGUUCCGAGAGAGCAAAAUUUAUUAGAACAGGGCAUACUGGGCCAAGAGCCAGAUUGGAAUACUGGAGUAUAGAGCCCAAGAAGCAAACAGUGAGGCUGGUCAUGAUGAACGAAAUGUCGCCCUAAGGAGUCUGGAUUUUAGCUGAGGAAAGGACGAAGUAUGGGCUAUACUUUAUUUAGACAAUCUGUUUCCUGGUCUGUUAUUGGAGAAAGGUGGUUGGUUUGGGGGGCACUGAAACGUUCAAAACUGAUUGCAAGGUAAAUCCAGCAGGGGGAAAUGGUGGCCUGCCAAAAGUUCUGGCCACUGGUUGGUCCACUAAAACGCCGAUGUGGGAGACUUCAUCAAGCUAACCGCCUUCACCCAGACCCCGAGUAUGUAGUACCACCAACCUCUGGCCCCGGCGUCACAGAGAGCAAGACGCCGGGGACGGCACAGAGGAGGGCGCUGCCUGAGAGCUCGCGAGAUUUCUCGUGAGCCCGGCCAGACCAGGAGCGUCUGGUCGCUGGGCAACCGCGGCAGCGCGGCUGAAGAACCUAGCACAGGCGAAAUUUACCAAACCUGAGUUACUGAUCUGGCUCAUCUCACAAGAAAAUUGGGCAUGAAACAAUACCUAAACCUGCUUCUUGGCAAGGCAUCAGGACAGAGCUAUUGCUGAGAGUUUGAUUUAUAGAGAAAUCAUGGUUCGACUGACCUUGGAUCUCAUUGCCAAAAACAGCAAUCUUAAACCCCGAAAAGAAGAAACCACUUCACAGUACCUAAAGAAAAUAACUCAUAUAAAUUUUUCAGAUAGAAAUAUAGAUGCAAUUGAUAACCUCUCUCUUUGCAAAAAUCUUAGCGUCUUAUAUUUGUAUGAUAACCGUAUCAGUCAAAUCACUAACUUGAAUUUUGCCACAAAUCUGACCCACCUGUACCUACAAAACAAUUAUAUUUCAUGUAUAGAGAACCUCAGGUCAUUAAAGAAACUGGAAAAACUGUAUUUGGGAGGCAACUACAUUGCCGUCAUAGAAGGUUUAGAGGGAUUAGAAGGACUAAGAGAGCUUCAUGUUGAGAGUCAGAGGCUUCCCCUUGGAGAAAAGCUUCUGUUUGAUCCAAGAACUCUUCAUUCUCUGGCAAAAUCUCUCUCUAUAUUGAACAUCAGCAAUAAUAAUAUUGAUGACAUAAGAGACCUAGAAAUACUGGAAAAUCUUAAUCAGCUUAUCGCAGUUGACAACCAACUUCUGCAUGUGAAGGAUUUGGAGUUUUUACUGAACAAGUUGAUGAAGCUGUGGAAAAUGGAUCUAAAUGGAAAUCCUGUUUGUCUCAAACCAAAAUACAGAGACAGACUGAUAUUGGUGUCCAAAUCACUGGAAUUCCUUGAUGGAAAAGAAAUUAAAAAGAUGGAAAGACAAUUCCUAAUAAAUUGGAAAGCAUCCAAAGAUGCCAAGAAAAUCAGCAAGAAAAAGAACACUAAUAAAGAGGAUGCAAGUAACUCAUACUUGAGUAACUUUGAAACAAUGCAUCACAUAGUUCCUGUUUAUUACCCACAGGUGGGUAAACCAAAAUUAGUCUUUUUCUCUGAUGUACAGAGAUACCUUCCGAAUGGAAAUGCAUCUCUAGAAAGCUCUCAAGAAGAUAACCCUAAAGUUACUGAAGAGACCAGGAAUCUCUCUUUGAAGUACUCUGAAAGCUUAGUGACAAAAAAAGGUGUACGCAAACCUCGCCUUCUCCAUAACCCAAAAGAAAAUUUGUUAGAAAAAAAAGAGUCAACUCAGCCUUAAAUGAGCUGAAACAUUUGCUUUUUACCUUUAUAGAACGAGGCAACAACAUCUUUUGUCGUUGGUAGCUUUAUGGUCUCAUUAUAUGAGAAAAACCUUUAAGUUCUUGUUUGAUUUGCUUUUUUACUGAAUCUGAAACUGCUUUUCAAUUGCUUUAAUCCCCGUUACAUAAAAUUUACUGGGAAAAUGAAGAUGUGUUUUCUCAUUCAUUAAAAAAAAAGUAAUCUUUUUCUUGAA